CCGACCCGAUUUCCCCGGGGUAUAUGAUCCAUGGACCUUGAAUCCGGCAAUAGUUCCGGCAUCCAUGUCUCUGUUGUUGCAGAGGCGACUUCUCUGCACCAACGUGCACAAGAAAUGGAAGGUGAAGCAGGUAACGAAGACCAACUUCCAGGAAUCCUUGAAGGAGUUAGAGACCCAUGUUUCAAACUCUGACUUCGUAGCAGUAUCUAUGGAGAAGACAGGCUCUUUCUCGGCUUCGUGGCACCGUGUGCUUCCCUUCGACACGGUGGAAAUCGCCUAUUGCAAGGCCAGGCACUCCGCCGAGCGGUUUCAGCUACUUCAGUUUGCUGUCUGUCCAUUUUCAAUUGCCGACUCCAAUAAGUUCAUCGCUAACCCGUACAAUUUUCUUUUGUUUCCCAGAGAUGAACUGAGAACGGGGAUGCCUUCUUAUAAUUUUUCAUGCCAAACAUCAUAUCUGACGUCCAUGGCUCGUGAAGGUUUUGAUUUCAAUGCUUGCAUAUACGAUGGUGUAUCGUAUCUAUCUAGAGUACAAGAGUCUAAAGCUAAAAUGCAGAUAGGGAAUUACAUGCCUUGUCCUAAUGUGAAUAACUCUUCUUCAACCUCUACUACUGCUGAUACUGUUUUUGUUGAAAGGAUUAAAUCACGGAUCAAAUAUUGGAUAAAAAGUUGUGAAAAGUGUGGCAAAAGCACAAGCAAAGAUGAUGCUCUCCUCGCCUCCCUUAGGAAAAUUGUGAUGGGAAGUGAAAUGUUCGGCUCAAGACAUUGUCUCACAAUAGAUGUUUGCAGUGAUAGACAAGUGCAGCUGAUUCUGGAGAUGCUAGUAAACUUUCCCAAUGUUGUUCCUUUGCUGGUGCCUGGAAAGGGUAAUACUGCUCUGGCUAUCUGUCUUGUUUUGAUGAAGUCGGAAGAGGAUAAGGAUUUGUUUGAGAGGGAGCGUCAAAAAUUAGAAGAGGAGGAGAACAAGAAGCUUCGUGGGUUUCGAGAGGUGAUCGAGUUGAUUUCUGCUUCACAGAAACCUGUUCUCUUCCACAAAUGCCUUGAUGAUUGUGCGUUUAUUCAUUCAAAAUUCAUUGCUCCCCUUCCUUCUGAAGUGAAUGAGUUUAUAAACUCUUUCCGUUCAGUUUUCUCCCAUGUAAUUGAUGUGAAUCAUAUGACGAAGAAAUUUGAGGCUGUGAGAAACAUGACCAGCAUAUCUGCUGCUUUAUUGUACUUGAAGAAUCAUUUUUUUGCAACUGUUGAUGUGGAAAUUCCUGACCAGGCUACUACAAAUGAAGGCAAGAAUGAUGGACUUGAUGCAUUAAGGAUAUGCUAUUUAUUUAUGAAGAUCUGCUCUAUAUUGAAAAUUUCCCCAUGCGUUACUGAAUCUGGCAAUAAGCAUUUGGCCGCUGAGCUUCAAGACUUCACCAAUGUAUUCCAUCCAUGGACAGCUGAUUCCAGAGAGUUGGCUGAUGAGAGCAUUAGCAUCUGGGCAAAUAAUACAAGAAAAGUUAACAGUGAACAAUUGGUUUUCUUAUGGGGAGUUCAGUUCAGGAUCACGGCAAGCAUGUUGAAGAAUCUACUUCAGGAAUCUCAUGGCAUCUUUUCUAGAGAGUUUGACGUUAAACUGGUGGAUAAAGAUUGUGCCAUUGUUGUUUUCUGGGAACCUGGGUUGUCAAAAGCUUUUAUUAAUGCAAUGAGUAGUGAACAAAUUAGUGGAUUGUUGAGGGAAUUAGUAUCAAAUGGCCUCAGGGUAGCCAGUUAUGACACUUACAGGACAGUUUGUAGGUUAGGUUUGUGGGAGGCCCGUCUCUCAGAGUCGCUGGAUGGAGCUCUGGAAAAGUCUGAUGGAGAAUUUUCCAGUAUUUGCUGCCAUAAUGAUAAUGUAAUGAACUUGGAUAAUCGUUGAUGGUUACAUGAUCGUUUUAAUUGAGAAGGCAAAUUCUUUUAAGCCUU
Molecule: messenger RNA, 1932 nt
Organism: Neltuma alba
Lineage: Eukaryota; Viridiplantae; Streptophyta; Magnoliopsida; Fabales; Fabaceae
Product: poly(A)-specific ribonuclease PARN-like
Exons: 8
Coding region: 65-1885 (606 amino acids)
Molecular function (GO): 3'-5'-RNA exonuclease activity; RNA binding
Source: RefSeq, a predicted model, not a curated record